Salvia miltiorrhiza (redroot sage) is the source of this 811-nucleotide messenger RNA. Its product is annotated as early nodulin-like protein 12. The coding region runs from base 70 to 606 and encodes 178 amino acids. Lineage: Eukaryota; Viridiplantae; Streptophyta; Magnoliopsida; Lamiales; Lamiaceae. Gene Ontology annotation, cellular component: plasma membrane. The transcript has 2 exons. The record is from RefSeq and is a predicted model, not a curated record. Gene Ontology annotation, molecular function: electron transfer activity.
CCUCAACAACUUCAACCCCAUCAUUUUGCUCAACAAAUCAUCUCUCUCUCUCUCUCUCUCUCUGUAGAAAUGGCUUUCUGGAAAACCCUAGUUCUCUUCUUGGCUCUCCUUCAUUCCUCUCAAGCUAGGGAAUUUCACGUCAUCGACGAUAAGGCUUCAUGGCAGAUUCCCUCCUCCCCCGACGCCUUCGACAAAUGGGCCCAAAACAACCGUUUCGAAAUCGGCGAUUCCAUCGUUUUCAAGUACGACGGCAAGGCAGAUUCGGUGGUGGAAGUGAGCGAAGCAGACUUCAAAACAUGCAGCGCUUCAAAUCCCAUCAAAUCCUUCAGCGAUGGAAAUACCGUAAUUGCCCUCGACAAAUCCGGCCCCCUUUUCUUCAUCAGCGCCGCCCCCGCUCACUGCCAGAAGGGCCAGAAGCUCCACAUUAGGGUUCUCUCCGCCAACCACCACCACCACCACCGCCCCGCCGCCGCUCCCGCCCCGUCGCCAAUCGCUCACCAUUCCCCCGCCCCUGCUCCCGCGCCGCACAACGCCGCCGCCGUCGCGCUGCGAGCUGGCUUUCUGGCCGCCGCUGCGAUGGCUUUAGCUUCAGCUGCUCUUGUUUAGGGCUUUCGUUAAUUUGAUGCUUAAUUAGUUGUGUGCCCUAUUUCAACAUUAGUGCUUGUAUUUCGUUUCUAGAUUAUGCAUCGCAUCUUAUCAUUUGUUGUUAAUCUAAUUUUUUCUUAAUUUCAUAUUUCUAAUUAAUGUGCAAUAUAUGCGUCAUGCGCCACAUUAUUUUGUUAUUAAUUCAGUUCUUAAGAGGACGAAUUAU